This is a messenger RNA of Photinus pyralis (common eastern firefly), 1635 nucleotides long. Its product is annotated as proton-coupled amino acid transporter-like protein CG1139. Gene Ontology annotation, molecular function: amino acid transmembrane transporter activity. The record is from RefSeq and is a predicted model, not a curated record. Gene Ontology annotation, cellular component: vacuolar membrane. Lineage: Eukaryota; Metazoa; Arthropoda; Insecta; Coleoptera; Lampyridae. The transcript has 8 exons. Gene Ontology annotation, biological process: amino acid transmembrane transport. The coding region runs from base 151 to 1554 and encodes 467 amino acids.
CUCGGGAUUUCCUUCAGUAGAUUUGGGGCCGCUCAGUGGCAAUCGUCUCAGUCUAGUCUGUAGUGCCGUGCGUUACUCAUCACAGUGUUGUCAAUAUUUCCCACACCAAAAGAUACUCGAUCCGCAUGCAAGGCACCAUCAAAAAAGAUCAUGAAAGAACAACACGUCAAUCCAGCCUUUGUACUCGAAGAAAAGUACACGUACAGAGAAGAAAAUGGUCCGAAUAAACCGGUGGAGCACAAAAUCGAACUAAAAGAGAGCAAUAAAUCGAUAGACGAAGAAUUUGACCCCUUCAAGCACAGGACAGUUGAACAUCCCACCACAAAUUGGGAAACCUUCUUUCAUCUAAUCAAAGGAUGCCUGGGCACGGGAAUUUUGGCGAUGCCCAAGGCGUUUAGCAACUCUGGUUAUCUGCUGGGAAUACUUGGUACUCUAUUUAUUGGUUGCAUAUGCAUAUAUUGCAUUCAUAUACUCGUCAAGGCCGAGUACGAGCUGUGCAAAAGGAGAAGGGUGGGUAGUCUCACUUUUCCGGCGACGACCGAAGCUGCGUUUCGGGAUGGGCCCGCUUUUUUCCGAGCCAUGGCGCCUGUCUCAGUGCACGUGGUGAACAUCUUCGUGUUGGUCUACGAACUGGGAGCCUGCUGCGUUUACAUCGUCUUCAUAGCGGCAAACGUGCGGAGCGUUGCCAACGUGUACAUAGACGACCUCGGCAUUGCGGUCUACAUGGCGAUCUUCCUUCUGCCGCUUAUUUUCGUCAACUGGAUCCGCAACCUGAAGAAGCUCGCGCCUCUAUCGACUGCGGCCAAUGCGAUUUCGUUCGCCAGCUUCGCCAUAAUUCUCUAUUACAUUUUUGACAACGGCGUCAGUUUCGAGGGCAAAGACGCGGUGGGCGAAUUCGAGAACAUUCCGUUGUUUUUCGGCAUCGUUUUGUUUGCGCUAGAAGCUGUGGGAGUGAUACUUCCGCUGGAAAACGAAAUGAAGACUCCUCAGUCAUUUGGAGGCACCUGCGGCGUACUGAACGCGGGUUUAUCGGUGGUACUCGCCCUGUACCUCGGGUUGGGACUAUUCGGGUAUCUCGCGUACGGGAACCAGGUCGAAGGAUCAAUUACGCUUAAUUUGGUGGCCACGGACAUUUUAGCACAGAUCUUGAAGAUCAGCUUGGCUUUGGCCAUAUUUAUAACGUACACGAUCCAGUACUACGUUGCUAUUGACAUUACGUGGACACAGUACCUGAGCCCAAAAUUCGAAGGGAAACCGAGAAAGGAAGUUUGGGAGUACGUAACGAGGACUGUACUCGUUUUACUUACAUUUAUACUGGCUGUGACCGUCCCAGCGUUGGACUUAUUCAUCUCCUUAUUUGGAGCGCUCUGUCUGUCUGCACUGGGUAUAACCAUACCUGCGGCUAUUGAGACGUCAACCUACUGGUACACCAGGGACGGAUUUAGCUUUUAUUUUAUGGUCGUUAAGAACGCGGCGUUAAUAGUCUUUAGUCUUCUGGGAUUGGUUGCCGGUACCUACAUAAGUUUGCGCGACAUUAUCGUCGAAUUUUCAUAAUCUUAGAUUGUAACUCAUAAGUGAAUCAGUAUUAUCAAUCUGUAAAUAGUGCUUUGUUAUCAAUAAACGAUGUUUUCGACA